UCCCAAAACGCCAUUCUUUCCCCAUUCAUUUCCCCAUAGGAAUGGCUGAAAGAACCAGAGGUUAACUAGCUUCAGUUUUUUUUUUUUACUAAACCUGGCGAGCUCUAUAGUGUGUGUAUUAUGUAGUGUUGGUGUGUGUAACACAUUGGUGUAACAGGGUGUGUGUGAGAGAUUUUUGUGUUGGUGUGUGAUUGCUGACAUCGAGCAUGUCCUUUCCCUACCACAGGAUAGACAUGUUUGUGUUUCAGUGGUGGGAACAAUUCUAUAAUUCAUUGAAAAUGGUACUCCAUCUCCCAAAUUAACCCAAUUGAAAUGGAAUUGACCCCAAAUCACCUAGUUGUGUUGUGUUUUAUAUCUCCUGGAUGUGUGGUUCAGGAUCAUCUCCGAUUAGAAUCCAUCAGCCUACGUCAUCCUUUGCUGUAACCUGGGUGAUAUAGACCAUCCACACUUUCUCUCUCUCUCACACACACACACACACAGGCACGUUGUACCGUCUCAGCUCAUCUCUAUCUCUCACACACACCCCAGUCUCUGAGCCCCGGGCAUCUCUCUCUGACCAUGGACGUGUCAGUGCUGGGCAGUGGGAGCGGCUGUUCAGAGGAUUGUGGGGUAGGGUCUGGCUGUCUGGAGGACUGUGGGAACCAGAGUGACCGGACUGACUGGGAACCGGACUUCAGUGGGGCUGAGCUGGUGUGUGUGACGGCCGUGUGUGUGCUGCUGCUGGCCCUGGGCAUCACAGGAAAUAUGUUAACCAUCCUGGUAGUUUGGCUCCGGCCACACCUGAGAAGCACCACCUACCUCUACCUGAGUAGUAUGGCGAUCUCCGACCUCCUCAUACUGCUACUGAUGCCUUUAGAUCUAUACUACAAGCUGUGGAGGUUCCGGCCCUGGGAUCUGGGCGAUACAGUGUGUAAGCUGAGUGUGUUCGUCAGUGAGAGUUGUACCUAUUCCUCCAUCCUCCACAUCACCGCCCUUUCUCUGGAGCGCUACCUCGCUGUCUGUCGACCACUCACAGCCAAGACCCUGGUCACACGGACCCGCGUCCGCACUCUCAUUGGCUGCCUGUGGGUUGUGGCUGUGAUCAGCGCCGGGCCGGUGUUUGCUAUGGUGGGGGUAGAGGAGCUGGGGGGAGGAGAGGGGGAGAGCGAGUGUCGCUGUACGGACUACGCCGUCUCCUCAGGCCUGCUGGGGGCCAUGAUGUGGCUCUCCAACCUCUACUUCCUGGUGCCAUUGGGCAUUCUGGGAGUAGUGUACAGUCUGAUCGGCAGGAAGCUGUGGCUCCGCCCACAACGCAGCAGCCGAGACCGUGCCCAGCGACACACCAUCAAGAUGCUAGGUAUGAUCGUGCUGGCGUUUGUUCUGUGUUGGCUGCCGUUCCACGUUGGUCGGACGUUGUUCUCUGUGACUCUGGGCUCCAGCGCUGACAUGUACUACGUCUCUCAGUACUUUAACCUGGUCUCCUUUGUAUUGUUCUACCUCAGUGCUGCUGUCAACCCUAUCCUCUACAACACCAUGUCGGCACGCUACCGCCACGCUGUCCGCAGCCUGCUGCGCUCACACACACACUCACACACACACCGCUCCCGCCACACCUCACUCACGCCACAACACUCUACCACCACCCUGUAACUCACGGACACACACACUCACUCGCACACAGAAAACCUUGGAGAUGGAUGAAGGAAUAAGACUUUGUUUAGAGGAACAUUGUCUUUAGUGAGACAUAUUGUCCGAUUUAUUGUAUAAUAUUUGAUUCAUAUAUAUUUGCCAUUUUGAUGACUGUUGGUUCUAAACCCCUGAAGGUGUGUGUGUUCCCAGAGUGAUGUGUAAUAAACUGUAAUUCCAGCCUUUUGUCUUUGUGGUACUUUAGCUCUGGUCUGUCUGUGUGUGUUUGUCACCAUGGUGACUGGUAAGGGUAAGAAUGGCCCCUGGGGAGUAUUGGCGGGUUGGGAGAUUGA
Messenger RNA from Coregonus clupeaformis (lake whitefish), 1958 nucleotides. Its product is annotated as growth hormone secretagogue receptor type 1-like. NCBI's taxonomy places the organism in Eukaryota, Metazoa, Chordata, Actinopteri, Salmoniformes, Salmonidae. Gene Ontology annotation, cellular component: plasma membrane. The record is from RefSeq and is a predicted model, not a curated record. Gene Ontology annotation, biological process: hormone-mediated signaling pathway; G protein-coupled receptor signaling pathway. Bases 559 to 1629 code for a protein of 356 amino acids. The transcript has 3 exons. Gene Ontology annotation, molecular function: growth hormone secretagogue receptor activity.